Molecule: messenger RNA, 2844 nt
Organism: Prunus armeniaca (apricot)
Lineage: Eukaryota; Viridiplantae; Streptophyta; Magnoliopsida; Rosales; Rosaceae
Source: the annotation of a GenBank genome assembly
AUGGCACAAGAAAUGUCACCACAAAAGGAGGAAGCUCAAAACCAACCAAAGCGAAGAUUCAAAAUGAUGGCUCAAAAGAGUAAAUCAAAGCCAAAGCCAAAGCCAAACUAUGAUCGGAAAGCAAAGCACCCAGAUUAUGUCCAAUUUCGGUGCAAUGUCAACGCUUUCAACAGCAUCAUUACGGAUGUAAAAGACAAGCUGAAUGAAAGGCAGAAGAAGCUUCUCAAGAACACCCCAUUUUGGAACUUGAUUGAGGUGUUUUACAACCGAAGGAUUGACAUGAAUAACAUGAAUAAGUCAGACCUUGACUUAGUUCAGCUGCUCAAGAAGUUUGAUCCAGAUACAAAGUCCUUCAAAUUUGGCACCGAAGCAUUCAAGAUCACAGGCAAUGCAGUGACUCAGAUUCUAGGACUGCCAAAUGAAGGAAAAUCUGUCAAACUUGUCAAUGAUAGGUACACUUCUACCUUUAGAAUAAGGCACUUUGGAGAAAAGGGAAAACCAUCAAAAAAUCUGGUAGAAGCAGAAUUACUGAAGACAAUUUCAUUGGCAAACCAACCGAAGAAAGAAAAGGCCAAGGCAGAGCAAAAGAAAGAAGCUGAAGAAGAAGAAGAAGAAGUUGACUACGACAAGGAGGUGGUCAGCAUAAUAUUGAUUCACCUAUGCAUGACAUUCCUUUUUGCCAACGCUUCGUCUACUUUGCAUUGGAAAGUAUUUGAGCACUGUGUGAAUCUGGACACACUUUCAAGCUAUUCUUGGGCAAGUGCUGUUUCAGCCUACAUGAAUGAAUCCUUGGUCGCAAAAGCAAAAGCAAAAGCAAAGAAGGGAGGAGAAGGCUCUAUAGGAGCUGUUUCGGGUUGCAUUAUCCUAAUAUUGUUUCUACUGUGUGAGAGGACAAACAUAAUACAACCAAUCCUGGGCAAAGAGAAAGAAACUCCUGCCAUUCUUAAAUGGAGUCUUGUGGAACUCCACACAAGAUUCAACCAAAUAAAGGACUUGAAUGACAUCGAGGGUAUUUUCAAAACUCCUAAAAAGCGAAAAACUACCAGGGAAGAGGAAGACACUGUUGACAAGGGUAUUUUGAAAGCAUAUAAAAAGAGAAAAACUACCAGAGAAGAGGGAGACCCUCUUGACAAGAAAAAGAAGAUGCAGAAAAAAGAAAAAGAAGAUGAAGGACAACAAAGAGAAGCAGAGGAAGCAGAAGACCAAGGAAAACCUGAUAAAACUGAUCAAACUCCAGAAUUAAAAGAGGAUGGAAAGAAGAAAAUGUUUGAGAAUGAAGCUGGAAAUGAACCUCUUGCAAUUCAAGACCUCUUGGUGAAGUCCAUGACAGACCAAAUCAACUAUCACCAACGUCAAGAUCCUAGCUUCAUUUGCCCAGAAAGAUUACAACUGUGGAAGGAUGAAAAAAAUGAAGACAGUGAGAAGAAAAUGAAGGAAUUGUGGGAUAUAUUUAUCCAAGGAGAAAAGAGAUCAAAGGAGCUGGAAGCGAAGUUGGCAACAUACGUAGAGAAAUUAGAUAAUGAAGAAUAUGUGACUGCCACCAUGACAGUGGAAUCUACCGUUCAGCUUCAGGAAAUAGAAAAUCUAAAAAGGAGGAUUGCAGAAUUGGAAGGCAAGGAAACUCGGAUUGACAUGGAGAAGAUUGCCAAGAAAAAGGAGAUUGAAGAAAAGUACAAGGUAGAAAUUCAAAGCUUGUUGUCAGACCCAACAGUCUUUGAAAUGGAGAUGGAUCUGCCUACAACACAACCAACACAACCAGUUGAAGAGCAAGAAGAAGAAGAAGAAGAGAAAGAAGAAGAGAAGCAACAAGAAGAGAAAGAAGAAGAGAAGAAGCAAGACGCUCCAACACCUGAUGUUCCUUCAAGAGUACUAAGGCUGAAGAAUAGAGAAAGAAAGAGGCUUCAAGCAUCUUGCUAUGUGUACGAAAAAAAUAAGAAACCAAAAAGAAGGCAAAAAAGGAUGAUGAAGAACUACCACAAUUCAAGAUUAUCUCUUCCGAGGAGCAAUCAACACAAGAGGAUCCUCAAAAUCAGAAGGUGGUAUGCAAUUACUGCAUUAACACAAGAGGCAUCUCAGCCCGAUGCCACAAAUCCAAUUCCUGAUCCCCCAAAAGGAACGAGCCUUCAUGAUUCAAUACUUGUAGGUAUGCAAGAAUCAAAUGAUGAAGAUGAAGGACAAAAAAAGCCAACAAAGAAAAAACUAGGAUGGGGUCAAAAGAAGGUUUGGCAGAAAAUUCCAAAGGAGGACAGGGACAGAAUUCAAGAAUACUACUUAAGUACCCAACCUAGUGAUAACUUUUGGGCAGGACUCGAUAGUGAGAAAGUGACAAACCAUGAUAUCAAAGAUAUUGUAUGGGACCUGGAACUGUCACAAAACGUUAUUGAGGCCUAUAUCCAAAUAGAGGAGGAGAAAAUAGGGCCCAUGCAGACAGAUAGUCCACAGUACAUGUCUACAUGGACUUGGGCUUACAUGCAAACCUUUCUAGAACCAAAUUGGCAUAGGGCCCUGUAUGAACACUUACUUGAAAAACUCGGGAAAUGCAAUGUUCUCUUCUUCCCGAUCAUUUCAAGUUCUGAGUUCCACUUUACACUUCUCACAUUUCACAAAAUUGAACGAAAGUGGAGACACUACAAUCCACUUAGAUCGUUGGGAUCUAGAAAAGAAGAAAAGUGUAUUGACAUUGCUCAAAAUUUUGUUAAUAUUGUGGAAGGGUGGCUAGAAUAUAUCAGACCACAAGCACAAGAGUUCUUAGAAACUAAAAAAAUACCAAAACUUGUGAAGCAAAAAGAAGGGCCCCCUACACCUGCACAGGUUGAUUUGUCCCAAAUGAAGAACUCACUCUAA